UUGUGUUUGAGUGAGCGGCUCCCUGUUGUCCCGCACAUUCACAAACACUCAACUCAUCCCUCCUGCCCCCGUGUCAGGUGUUCCUGUGGCUUCUCGCUCCUGUUCCGCACGUAGGUCCAUGGAUUGCGGAAAGCCAUUAGCUAAAGGGGGCAAGGCCAUGGGGCUGAGCGGCGGCACGGCUUCCGGCAACGUGCCCAUGCCUGGUGCUGGCGGCUGGGUGAAUGGGCACUCGGAGCCACCAGAGUGGCGGCAGCAGGAGCAGAGAGCGGCGACUCAGUGGCUGGAAGAGCGGACCCGCAGCGUCGAGGACAACCAGCUGAGUUUGCCGGGUCUGGAAGCCGCCUAUUCGGCUAUUCUGAAGGGGCUCGGCGAGGAUCCUGAGCGACAAGGGCUCCUCAAGACACCGUGGAGAGCCGCCACGGCCAUGCAGUUCUUCACCAAAGGUUACCAGGAGAAGAUUUCAGAUAUUUUAAAUGAUGCCAUAUUUGACGAAGACCAUGAUGAAAUGGUAAUAGUGAAGGAUAUUGACAUGUUUUCGAUGUGUGAACACCACUUAGUUCCAUUUAUUGGAAAGGUACAUAUAGGUUAUCUACCUGAAAAACGACUCCUUGGUCUCAGCAAGCUAGCCAGGAUUGUUGAAAUUUACAGUAGGAGACUCCAAGUACAAGAGCGUCUCACCAAACAAAUUGCUAAAGCAAUCACAGAAGCCUUACAGCCUGCAGGGGUGGGAGUUGUGAUUGAAGCCACACACAUGUGCAUGGUGAUGAGGGGAGUACAAAAGAUGAACAGUAAAACGGUAACCAGCACUAUGUUAGGUGUUUUCCGGGAAGACCCAAAGACCCGUGAAGAGUUUCUGACUCUUAUUAGGAACUGAAAAUCCUGGAUGGAACAGGCCGCUUUUAGAUGUUCAGUACGUGUUUUAAUUGUUUUUACCAGUUUGUAUUUUGUAGUAUGUGUAGAUGCAGGAUUCAGACUGACAGGAAAAUAUCAAAUUGUUAAUAUUAAAUUGUAAUGUACCUUGGGCUAGGCCAUUAUACUUAUAACAAAUAGUCUCUGUUCUUAAGUGUUUAGUAGUUGGCUGUAAUGAAAUUCUAAAAAAUAUACAACUUGUAGUUUCACAGCUUUUAUGCCUGGAAACCAACAGGUUAGCAUUUGAUGCAAUUAAACAAUUUUCUCAGAAUAUUUGUACAAACUUACAAAUUUUUAGUGAUAAACUAAAAUACUUUCCCCUUCAUAUAGAACAGGGAAAAAAAUUGCGAGUGGUCCUGAAUUUUCACUAAAUGGUUCAUCCAUCUCACAUCAUUCAUAUGGUGGUCUCCUUACAUACCUACAUGGCUUAGAUUUAAUUUAUUUUUCUUAUCAGCAUUGAACAGUGCUUCUGAUAACUUGGAGUCAAUGCCACGGUGGUUGAAUUUUCAGCGGUGACUAAAGAUAAUGGCACAGGUCUUCCUCAUGUGAUACAGCUGCUUGUGUGUUGAGCUUGUGAAUUCUUUGUAUAGAGUUCUGACUCCGCUCCACUGAUGAAUUAGGUUCAGCUGAUCAAGCCAAAACCUUUCAAUAUUGUUGUUUGCUUCAGAGUGAGAACUGCUAUGGGUGAGCAAGCACUGUAUACAGAAAAGAGGUGCCUUGACUUGAUCCAAAACAGGAUUUCUUUAUUUAUCAAAAAAUAAUUAGGAAUGAGGGAGGUCAAUCUGCUCAUCUUACUUUAUCCAGAAUGAUCCCUAAAACAGGAUUGCUAAUUGGUUCUUAAUGAUUCUAGGAUUUUUGACUCCACUGUUUGAUCUAGGAGACCAUUCCAUGUACUGGUCACUGUGGCUCUUUCAUCGCUUUUGUGCCUCCAUGACCAGAAAUGGACACAGUGCUCAAGAUGUGGUCUGACCAGAGAAUCUUACAGUUUGACUAUGACUUCCUUUAACUGCUUUGGUAACAUAGUUUGACAUUCCAUUAUCUAAAUUAUAACCUGGAAAUGGUUCAACUGGUUUGCGUUCAUGUUUUUAUACUUAACUUGAGGUAGUAACUUUAAUCCCGUGGCUGCCCAGCUCACAUAUAUACUGUUAUUCCCCUUUCCUUCAAUUGCCUGCUUAACUUGUUAAAUGUUAACAUGGUCCCUAAAUUAUUUCAUAGCCUCCCAACCCUCUGUAAAAUAAGAACACAAUUAUUUACCUGCUCUUUGUCUUAAAUCUAUUACAUUUAAUCUUGUCAGUGUUCCUUGUUUUAAAUCCCUCAACUACUGGAGAUAAUCUGUUCUGUCCCUUCAUAAUUUUAGACCCCUCUAUUAAAUCACCUAACCCUAACUCAUCACCUCUUCUGUUCUAAUGGAAGCAAGUACAAAUUUUCAAGUAUUUCCUUAUUGUUUUGUAUUUCCUUGUACCAGGCCACAUUUUCCAUGCAGUACCCUUUCUAAUGCCUCAUCACCCUCCCUGUAGUAUGGAUUUCAAAAUUGUAUAUAGGACAGUAACUAUGGCUAUACAAAGGUUUUAUCUAGAUUUGCCAUCUUAAAUUUUAUAUUCUAUAUCUCUCACUAUGAAACCCAAUAUUCCAUUACCUUUUCUUUUACAUGAACUUAUGCACGUGAGGUGCUGCUUUUAAUACGAACCACAUUCCCUCUGCUCUUGCACAACACCCAGCCUUUUUCCCAUCCAAAGUAUAAUUAUUACUUUUAUUUCUUUUAACCAAGGUUACCUCGUAUACUGUGACAUAGAAUUCCAAUUGCCAUUUUUUGCCCAUUUCGCCAUGUUAUCAAUAUUCCCUUGCAGCUUUUUAUGAUCCUCACAAUUAUUUACUAGGCCUUCUAUUUUAGUACCAUCUACAAAUUUCUCUAGCUCUCUUUUUCAAGCCUUAUAUCCAAGUCACUGAUUACUACUCUAGUGUUUGGACAUAUUCAGUAUUGAGUCUACCAUGACUGUAGGUCUCUCUCAUCUUCAUCUUUUAACAAUCUCAAUUCUGUUCCCAGGUUGUGCAGCCUUUUACACUUGUCUGUAUUUAAUUUUAUCUAACAUUGUUUUAUCGUCUUAUGUUUUGUCCACCUUAUUCUAUAAUUUGUGUUCUGACUCCUUUGAUCUCACUGUCCUUUCUAAUUUGAUAUAAUUUGCAAAUUUAAUAAAUUUGAUUUGAGUUUCUCAUCCAACCUCAUUCAGGACAAAUCCUCAACCAGGAGACUGGUCUAGUGGAAAUUUGAAUUUUCACUAUUAAAUUUAUGAUGAGCCCUGA
Molecule: messenger RNA, 3210 nt
Organism: Carcharodon carcharias (great white shark)
Lineage: Eukaryota; Metazoa; Chordata; Chondrichthyes; Lamniformes; Lamnidae
Gene: gch1
Product: GTP cyclohydrolase 1
Exons: 6
Coding region: 119-874 (251 amino acids)
Biological process (GO): tetrahydrobiopterin biosynthetic process; tetrahydrofolate biosynthetic process
Cellular component (GO): cytoplasm
Molecular function (GO): GTP cyclohydrolase I activity; GTP binding; zinc ion binding
Source: RefSeq, a predicted model, not a curated record